AUGCCUCUGCUGACCGGCCACAGGGGCCUGCACCCAGGCCACCAUCAGGAGGACCCCCGCAGCCCGCUGCUGCCCCGGCCCACGGAGACACCUGCCCUCAAGGGCCUUUACUACCGCAGGGUCCGCAAGGUGGGGGCCCGGGACUGCUCCCCGGUGCUGGACGUCAAGAGGGAGAUGCUGGUGAACGUGGGGGGCAGGCGGUACGUCCUGCCCUGGAGCACGCUGGACGAGUUCCCGCGGAGCCGCCUGAGCAGGCUCAAGCUGUGCCGCAGCUCCGCCGAGAUCACGCAGCUCUGUGACGACUACGACGAGGACAACCAGGAGUUCUUCUUCGACCGCAGCCCCAGCGCCUUUGCGGUGAUUGUGAGCUUCCUGGCGGCCGGCAAGCUGGUGCUGCUGCGGGAGACGUGCGCGCUGUCCUUCCGCGAGGAGCUGAGCUACUGGGGCAUCGAGGAGGCCGGCCUGGAGCCCUGCUGCCUGCGCCGGCUGCUCCGGAGGCUGGAGGAGCGGGCGGAGCAGCGGCGGGAGGAGGCGCUGCAGCGGGGCGAGGCCGGCCGCCCGGCCGCGCUCACCUCCCGCUGGGGCCGCUGCAUGAACCGGCUGCGGGAGAUGGUGGAGAACCCGCAGUCCGGCCUGCCGGGCAAGGUCUUCGCGUGUCUGUCGGUCCUCUUCGUGGCCACCACGGCCGUCAGCCUGUGCGUGAGCACCAUGCCCGACCUCCGGGCCGAGGAGGACAAGGGCGAGUGCUCUCCGAAGUGCUACUCCAUCUUCGUCGUGGAGACCGUCUGUGUGGCCUGGUUCUCCCUGGAGUUCUGCCUGCGCUGUCAGGCCCGGGACAAGUGCCAGUUCUUCCAGGGGCCCCUGAACAUCAUCGACAUGCUGGCCAUCUCCCCGUACUACGUGUCGCUCGCCGUGUCCGAGGAGCCCCCGGAGCACGGCGAGAGGCCCGGCGGCGGCGGGGGCCUACUGGAGAAGGUGGGGCUGGUGCUGCGCGUGCUGCGGGCACUGCGCAUCCUCUACGUGAUGCGCCUGGCCCGCCACUCGCUGGGGCUGCAGACGCUCGGCCUCACCGUGCGCCGCUGCACGCGCGAGUUCGGGCUGCUGCUCCUCUUCCUGGGGGUGGCCGUCACCCUCUUCGCGCCCUUGGUCUAUGUGGCCGAGAACGAGGCCGGCAGGGUCCUGGAGUUCACCAGCAUCCCCGCCUCCUACUGGUGGGCCAUCAUCUCCAUGACAACGGUGGGCUACGGGGACAUGGUGCCGCGCAGCGUGCCGGGCCAGGUGGUGGCCCUGAGCAGCAUCCUCAGCGGGAUCCUCAUCAUGGCCUUCCCGGCCACGUCCAUCUUCCACACCUUCUCCCACUCCUACCUGGAGCUCAAGAAGGAGCAGGAGCGGCUCCAGGCCCGCCUCCGCCGCCUGCAGGACUGCAGCGCGGCCAGCGAGCGCCCGCUCCUGGACGACGUUGACGACCAGGUCCCGGAGGGCCCGGCCUCGCCCGGCGCCUACGCCUGA
Messenger RNA from Lepus europaeus (European hare), 1509 nucleotides. RefSeq names its product potassium voltage-gated channel modifier subfamily G member 4 (gene KCNG4). Gene Ontology annotation, cellular component: membrane; voltage-gated potassium channel complex. Gene Ontology annotation, molecular function: delayed rectifier potassium channel activity. Lineage: Eukaryota; Metazoa; Chordata; Mammalia; Lagomorpha; Leporidae. Gene Ontology annotation, biological process: potassium ion transmembrane transport; protein homooligomerization. The record is from RefSeq and is a predicted model, not a curated record.